Messenger RNA from Chara braunii, 1555 nucleotides. NCBI's taxonomy places the organism in Eukaryota, Viridiplantae, Streptophyta, Charophyceae, Charales, Characeae. The record is from the annotation of a GenBank genome assembly.
GGCUAGUAUAAGGGACUGGCCACGACCUCAUACAGUAACUGAGGUCAGAUCUUUCUUAGGGAUGUGCGGCUACUAUAGGAACUUUGUGAAAAACUGUUCCACGGUCACCUCUCCUUUGACUGAUCUCACUCGACUUGAUACGCCUUGGGACUGGAGUGAUGAGUGCGAGGCUGCUUUCAAACGAUUGAAGCAUGCACUCAUGAAUCACGAGGUUCUCAUGGUGCCCGAUCCUCAGAAGCCCUUUAUUGUGACCACUGACGCAAGUCAGUACGACAUUGGCGCAGUGCUGGCUCAGCAGGAUGGGAAAAAGUUGAGGCCGAUUAAGUACAUGAGCAAGAAGAUGCCAUCAAAGAAACUGGCAAAGUCCACCUAUGAAAGGGAACUCUACGCCCUCUACAAGGCACUUGUCCAUUGGAGGCACUUUCUGUUGGGGCGGUUUUUCUAUUUGAGAACUGACCAUCAGUCCCUUAAAUGGAUCAAGACUCAACCUGCUCUUUCUAAUACACUCGAGCGCUGGAUUGAGGUCAUAGAUCAAUAUGACUUCAAGCUAGAGUAUCUAAAGGGAGAGUACAACAAGGUUGCGGAUGCGCUGUCACGUAGGGAAGAUUACCUAGGGGCGCUAGUUUCCGGAUUUGGCGUAUCCGAGGAAGUAACUCAAUCGUUGGCUGGAAUUGAAAGAUUAGUUGUUCCAUCUAGUGAGAAUUUGCGCAGUUUAUUUCUAGGUGAAUGUCAUGAUGCAACGGGACACUUUGGCUACAAGAAGACAAGUGCCAACUUAGGCCAGCGAUUUUGGUGGCCCGGUAUGCUAGACGAUGCAAAGAUGCAUGUGCAGACCUGCCAGGUCUGUCAGCGAGACAAGCCAAGAACUCAAGCACCACUGGGGUUGCUGAAGCCCUUGCCCAUUCCCGCUGGACCAGGACAGAGUGUUUCCAUGGACUUCAUGGACACCCUAGUCACGAGCAAAAGCGGCAAGAGGCAUAUCUUUGUUGUCAUAGACAGGUUCACCAAGUUCGCUAGACUGAUUGCCAUGCCAGAGACUGUGAGGACUGAGGACGUCAUCAAGGUGUUCAUGGACAAUUGGGUACGUGAUUUCGGACUGCCAAAAUCAAUCGUUAGUGACAGAGAUGUCCGCUUUACCAGUGAGUUGUGGAAGAAGACUGCUGUGGAAGAAGAUUGUUGUGGAAGAAGACUGUUGUGGAAGAAGACUGCUGAGCAAUUAGGCAGUCAACUUCAGAUGACCUCCGCGAAUCAUCUGAAGCCAACGGACACGCCGAACAGAUGAACAGGGUGAAUGGAAUGAGAAAUUGCCUCUCAUCGCCAGCCUGUACAACAACGCUGUGCACAGCAGUACCAGCGUCAGUCCUAACCAGCUACACUUGGGAUGGAAGCCUAGAUCAGCGCUGGACUUCCUCCUGCCUGAAAACCGACCUUUUGCAACUCCGGGCACACUUGAGUAUUGUGUGCAGUAUGAGAAGUUGCUACAGCAAGCUGUCGAGCACAUCAAGAAAUCUCAAGAAGCAAUCAUUGCUUUUGAGAACAAACAUCGUCGACAAUC